Talaromyces rugulosus is the source of this 966-nucleotide messenger RNA. RefSeq lists its product as uncharacterized. Gene Ontology annotation, biological process: carboxylic acid metabolic process. Gene Ontology annotation, molecular function: catalytic activity. Bases 1 to 966 code for a protein of 321 amino acids. The transcript has a single exon. The record is from RefSeq and is a predicted model, not a curated record. NCBI's taxonomy places the organism in Eukaryota, Fungi, Ascomycota, Eurotiomycetes, Eurotiales, Trichocomaceae.
AUGGCGUCCAUGAACAAGGUGUUUGCGGGAUACUACGCCCGCCAGGAACAGUUAGAAAAGAGUGAAAACCCGUUCGCAAAAGGCAUUGCUUACAUUGAAGAGGAAUUUGUCAAGCCCAAGGAGGCCCGCAUACCGCUUCUCGAUGAAGGGUUCAUGCAUAGCGACCUUACCUAUGAUGUGACCACGCUCUGGGACGGCCGCUUCUUCCGGCUCGAUGAUCACCUAAAGCGGAUCACUGAGAGCUGCGACAAAAUGCGACUCAAGUUCCCAAUUCCACUGACCAAAGUAAAGUCGAUUUUGACGCAAAUGGCAGUCAAGAGUGGGAUUCGCGACGGCUUUGUAGAGCUAAUCGUCACGCGCGGUCUCGUGGGUGUUCGAGGCUCUAAACCAGAGGAUCUGUGGAAAAACAAUCUAUACCUGCUUAUCCUUCCUUAUGUCUGGGUGAUGAAUCCAGACGAGCAGCCUACUGGAGGUAACGCGGUGGUUGCACGCACUGUGCGCCGAACCCCUCCUGGGGCUUUUGAUCCGACAAUCAAGAAUUUGCAGUGGGGAGACUUGACGAGAGGAUUGUUUGAAGCGAUGGACAGAGGCGCCACUUAUCCUUUCCUUACCGAUGGAGACACUAACCUCACCGAAGGAUCGGGCUUCAACGUUUUUCUCGUCAAGGAUGGCGUCCUCUACACGCCAGACCGGGGCGUGCUACGUGGCAUUACCCGCCAGAGUGUGAUAGAUGUUGCGCGAACCUCCAAGAUUGAGGUCCGUCUUCAGGUUGUCCCGAUAGAACAGGUUUAUCAUUGUGAUGAACUCUUUAUGAGUACCACAGCUGGUGGGAUCAUGCCAAUCACGUCGCUAGACGGCCAGCCCGUCAAUGAUGGUAAGGUUGGUCCCAUCACCAAGAAGAUCUGGGACGGUUACUGGGCCAUACACUACGACUCAUCAUAUAGUAUUCCGGUUGACUAUGAGUAG